GCAAACACAAUGAAGCAGUGGGUGAGGUGCCCUCUUUUAGUUAUAGUCUUCUUGUUGAUGACUUAUGAGAGUAAUUGUGCAGAAAUUGUUGGUGGAAGUGAGGUUCCAAGUCAUUCAAGACCCUACAAGGCUUAUCUCAGCACUGUGUGUGGUGGUGCUCUGAUUACACCAAAUUGGGUGUUGACAGCAGCGCACUGUAAUAUAAAGAAGAAGAAUAUUGAAGUGACCCUGGGAGCUCAUUCGCUAAUUGAAAAUGAAGCAAUGAAACAGACAUUUCAAGUGAAGACUGUGGUUGUUCAUCCUGAUUAUAAUUCCUCAACACUGUUGAAUGAUCUCAUGCUCCUUGAGCUAGGAAGACCUGCAGAACUCAAUCAAUAUGUCAGUCUUCUUGAUCUGCCUAAUUCCGGAGAGGAUGUCAGGCCUGGAACCAAGUGUACUGUUGCGGGAUGGGGAAAGAUCUCCUUCAAUGGACAGACCUCUAACACGCUCCAGGAAGUCAGUGUUACAGUUAUAGACAGAGAGCUAUGCAGUAACUUCAAAUACUAUAAAGGACGAAUAACAAAAAAUAUGCUUUGUGCUGGCGAUGAGAAGGGAGGCAAAGACUCCUGUAGGUCAACAAGAGUCGCAGACUGAAUGGCUACUUGGUUUAAAUACACUUAUUCUCUAUAUUAACAUCCUUCUGUCAAAUUUACUUUAUUCAAAAAGACACUUUUUUUACAUUAUGGAUGAACUACCUUUUUUCUGUAUAUCUUAUUAAAUGUAAUACUAUGUUGCAUAAAAAUGAUUACUAAUGGCACCCUGAAAAUGAGGGCAAAAAUGGAGAGGGGAAAGGUGUGAUACAAAGUUUAACAGAUUAAAA
Polypterus senegalus (gray bichir) is the source of this 859-nucleotide messenger RNA. RefSeq names its product granzyme K-like. The transcript is spliced from 5 exons. Bases 10 to 633 code for a protein of 207 amino acids. NCBI's taxonomy places the organism in Eukaryota, Metazoa, Chordata, Cladistia, Polypteriformes, Polypteridae. The record is from RefSeq and is a predicted model, not a curated record. Gene Ontology annotation, molecular function: serine-type endopeptidase activity. Gene Ontology annotation, biological process: proteolysis.